Molecule: messenger RNA, 1239 nt
Organism: Rotaria socialis
Lineage: Eukaryota; Metazoa; Rotifera; Eurotatoria; Philodinida; Philodinidae
Source: the annotation of a GenBank genome assembly
AUGCACGAACAAGAAUUUGUAUCUCAUGAUAAAGGAUUAGGUAUAGGUGAUAAUUAUCAUGAAUGGAAUUUAUUACGAGAAGAUAUUAGUCUACCAGCGGCGUGUUUAUCUUCUGAAAAUGUUGAACAUAAUCUUCGUUGGAUGCAAGAGUUUAUUAAAAAGUACAAUGUUAAAUUAGCACCACAUGGUAAAACAACCAUGUGUCCAAAACUUUUUCAUCAACAGCUUAGUUACGGUUCUUGGGCAAUAACAUUAGCUACUGUACAACAAGUUCAAAUAGCUUAUUCAGCCGGUAUACGACGCAUAUUAAUGGCAAAUCAAUUGGUUGGUAAAACAAAUAUGGCUAUAAUCAAAAAAUUACUUGGCGACGAUCCUGAUUUUGAUUUUUAUUGUUUAAUUGAUUCGUCGACUAAUGUUGAACAACUUGGAGAAUUUUUUAAUAAUAACAAACAAACAAAAUUACAAGUUCUUCUAGAAAUCGGCGUUCGCAAUGGUCGAACAGGAGUACGAACAGAAGAAGAGGAAACAAUUAUUUUAAAUACUCUUACACAAUAUAAAGAUUCUUUAGCUCUUGUUGGUGUUGAAUUAUUUGAAGGUGUACUACACGAAGAAGAACCUAUUCGAGUCAUGCUCCAACGAACGGUUGCUAGUUUACAACGUCUAAUAAAUUCAAAUCAACUUGCUCGUUCGCCACCGAUAUUAUCAGGUGCUGGUUCGGCUUGGUAUGAUAUUGUUGCAGAAGAAUUUUCUAAAAUGGGUACUACAGCCGAUAUUAUUCUUAGAUCCGGAUGUUACAUAACACAUGAUCGUGGUGUUUAUCAACUUGCACAAAAACGUAUGCUUGAACAGAAUGCAAUCGUUCAAGAAAUUAGUAAAGAUAAUACACUACGGCCUGCUCUUCAAAUAUGGGCUUAUGUUCAAUCAAUACCUGAAACAAAUCGUGCCAUUAUUGGUUUGGGUAAACGUGAUGUAGCAUUUGAUGCUGGCUUUCCUCUACCUGUUCUUCAUUAUCGUUCCGAAUGGUCUAAACCUAUCGAAAUAGAUCAUAAUAACUAUAAAAUAAUACUUAUGAUGGAUCAGCAUGCAAUUAUGACUUGUCCAUCUGAUCACAAUCUUAUUGUUGGUGAUAUCCUUGUAUUUGAUAUAUCACAUCCGUGUUUAACAUUUGAUAAAUGGAAAAAAAUAUUACUUAUUAAUAAUAAUUAUUCGGUUAUUGACGUUCUUGAUACAUAUUUUUAA